UUAUAGUGGGACUGCGGCGGGCAUUCUGACACUGUGGGAACCUGCUAACAGCCACUGACAUCGCAAUAACACUAAUACAGUGAUCAGUGCUAAUAAAAAGCUUACAUUGCACUAAUGACACUGGGCAGGAAGGGGUUAACUGAUUCCCUGCCGCCUUACAGCAGAAAUACUGCUACAGGGCGGCAGGGCUGUGUUAAAAUAACCAGUAACAUGCUGCUGUGUAUUUCUCUGCACAGCAAAGAAAUACACAGCAGGCACAUGUGCGUGCCACCCUACCUGCACCGCCAUUGGUGGCUACAGAUGUCGAUCACCGGAUCCUGGCCGGAGAUUCCCCGCCGGCAC
This is a messenger RNA of Staurois parvus, 342 nucleotides long. NCBI's taxonomy places the organism in Eukaryota, Metazoa, Chordata, Amphibia, Anura, Ranidae. The record is from the annotation of a GenBank genome assembly.